AUUUAGUGAACUUACUAAAUUUGUUAUUGCUAAAGCAUUUCAAGACUUACUCCAAAUUUUACAACAGUUGUAUUCUCCUAAACUUUAAAUAUCUGGGGUUUUUUUUUGGCAGAGAUUCUGAAUUUUUCCUCAAUUUAUAAGUUAGUGUAUUAUAUACUUUAGAAGGCUUGCCAUCUGAAAUGGAUAAAUAUUGCAUACACUGGAUAUUGAAGUAAAGUACUAUCUGAUUUGAGGAAGCAAUAUGAAUUAAUGUGUAUAUAGGUAUAAAAUAAGACAAUCUAGCAGUCAGUUCAUUUUGAUGUAAAUAUGGUAAAAUUUGAUAAAUCAGAUUUAUCAAAAAGUCCUUUUUUUCUUUCCUUAAGUUUCUGUAUUAGUAGCAAGUGCUUUGUAAUUAGUAUUGUAUAAUGUGAUAGUAAUUAAACUUAUUAAUGAUCUUUGUAAAACUUUAACUUGUGUUUUGUUUGAAUUUCAGGUAAUAACCCUUUCCAAAUACUUUGUAUUUUGUUUAGUAUGCCACUUUUUGGAAGUGGUCACUGUCAAUAUCUUGUUAUGGUUUGAUGGCCUUGGAGAUUUAAAACCGAGUAAAAGUGCACAGGAACGUUAAAGAUAGAUUUUGUUGGAGAGCUGAAUGACAAAAUGAAAGGUUUCUAUAGAAGUAAAUACACCACCCCUUCUGGAGAGGUCCGUUAUGCUGCUGUCACACAGUUUGAGGCUACGGAUGCCCGAAGGGCUUUUCCUUGCUGGGAUGAGCCUGCCAUCAAAGCAACAUUUGAUAUCUCAUUGGUUGUUCCUAAAGACAGAGUAGCUCUAUCAAACAUGAAUGUAAUUGACCGGAAACCAUACCCUGAUGAUGAAAAUUUAGUGGAAGUGAAGUUUGCCCGCACACCUGUUAUGUCUACAUAUCUGGUGGCAUUUGUUGUGGGUGAAUAUGACUUUGUAGAAACAAGGUCAAAAGAUGGUGUGUGUGUCCGUGUUUACACCCCUGUUGGCAAAGCAGAGCAAGGAAAAUUUGCGUUAGAGGUUGCUGCUAAAACUUUGCCUUUUUAUAAGGAUUACUUCAAUGUUCCUUACCCACUACCUAAAAUUGAUCUCAUUGCUAUUGCUGAUUUUGCAGCUGGUGCCAUGGAAAACUGGGGCCUUGUUACUUACAGAGAGACUGCAUUGCUUAUUGAUCCAAAAAACUCGUGUUCUUCAUCACGCCAGUGGGUUGCUCUGGUGGUGGGACAUGAACUCGCCCAUCAAUGGUUUGGAAAUCUUGUUACUAUGGAAUGGUGGACUCAUCUUUGGUUAAAUGAAGGCUUCGCAUCCUGGAUUGAGUAUCUGUGUGUAGAUCACUGCUUCCCUGAGUAUGAUAUCUGGACUCAGUUUGUUUCUGCAGAUUAUACCCGGGCCCAGGAACUGGAUGCUUUAGAUAACAGCCAUCCUAUUGAAGUCAGUGUUGGCCAUCCGUCUGAGGUUGAUGAGAUAUUUGAUGCGAUAUCAUAUAGUAAAGGUGCAUCUGUCAUUCGAAUGCUACAUGAUUAUAUUGGAGAUAAGGACUUUAAGAAAGGAAUGAACAUGUAUUUAACCAAGUUCCAACAAAAGAAUGCUGCCACAGAGGAUCUCUGGGAAAGUUUAGAAAAUGCCAGCGGUAAGCCUAUAGCGGCUGUAAUGAGUACCUGGACCAAACAGAUGGGCUUCCCUCUCAUUUAUGUGGAAGCUGAACAGGUAGAAGAUGACAGAUUACUGAGGUUGUCUCAAAAAAAAUUCUGUGCCAGUGGACCAUAUGUUGGAGAAGAUUGUCCCCAGUGGAUGGUUCCUAUUACAAUUUCUACUAGCGAAGAUCCCAACCAGGCCAAACUAAAAAUUCUAAUGGACAAGCCAGAAAUGAGUGUGGUUUUGAAAAAUGUAAAGCCUGAGCAGUGGGUGAAGUUAAACCUGGGAACAGUUGGGUUUUAUCGGACCCAGUACAGCUCUGCUAUGCUGGAAAGUUUAUUACCAGGCAUUCGUGACCUUUCUCUGCCCCCUGUGGAUCGACUUGGAUUGCAAAAUGACCUCUUCUCCUUGGCUCGAGCUGGAAUCAUUAGCACUGUAGAGGUUCUAAAAGUCAUGGAGGCUUUUGUGAAUGAGCCCAAUUAUACUGUAUGGAGCGACCUGAGCUGUAACCUGGGGAUUCUCUCAACUCUCUUGUCCCACACAGACUUCUAUGAGGAAAUCCAGGAGUUUGUGAAAGAUGUCUUUUCACCUAUAGGGGAGCGACUGGGCUGGGACCCCAAACCUGGAGAAGGUCAUCUGGAUGCACUCCUGCGGGGGUUGGUUCUGGGCAAACUAGGAAAAGCAGGACAUAAGGCAACACUGGAAGAAGCCCGUCGUCGGUUUAAGGACCAUGUCGAGGGAAAACAGAUUCUCUCCGCUGAUCUGCGGAGUCCUGUUUAUCUGACUGUUUUGAAGCAUGGUGAUGGCACUACCUUAGAUAUUAUGCUAAAGCUUCAUAAGCAAGCAGAUAUGCAAGAAGAGAAAAACCGAAUUGAAAGAGUUCUUGGGGCUACUCUUUUGCCUGAUCUGAUUCAAAAAGUCCUCACAUUUGCACUUUCAGAAGAGGUACGUCCACAGGACACAGUCUCGGUGAUUGGUGGAGUAGCUGGAGGCAGCAAGCAUGGAAGGAAAGCUGCUUGGAAGUUCAUCAAGGACAACUGGGAAGAACUUUAUAAUCGAUACCAGGGAGGAUUCUUAAUAUCCAGACUAAUAAAACUAUCAGUUGAGGGAUUCGCAGUUGAUAAAAUGGCUGGAGAGGUUAAGGCUUUCUUUGAGAGCCACCCGGCUCCUUCGGCCGAGCGCACCAUCCAGCAGUGCUGUGAGAACAUCCUGCUGAAUGCUGCUUGGCUCAAGCGAGACGCCGAGAGCAUCCACCAGUACCUCGUUCAGCGGAAGGCUUCGCCGCCCGCAGUGUGAGCCCCGAGCCUGUCUCGUCCCCACCACGCCUCUGCUGCACGCUGCAGGGGGAGCGACCCGACAGCUGGAUCACAUGCCAAGAAUUCGGAGUCUUCUUCCAAACCAGUGGGGGUUGGACAAUGAAUGUAGUUAACUGGUUCCUGCUCACACUCCAGAAUUAAAUUCUAUUGAAAAAGGAAAAUCAGCAAUUCAGCAAAAAAAAUAUAUAUAUAAAAUUUAAAAUGUAAAUAUGAUAGUAAUAAAAUAGAGCAUAACGAAACUGUGAACUUCCUGAAGCCUUGUCAGUGAUGAAAAGUAUUUAACACUCUCCUGUUAAUGGCAGAUGUUGUGUUCUAAGAACCAACCAGGAGGAAAGCUGAGGCUUCUGGCUGAGGAGGACUGUCGCGAGGUGGGUCCCACAUGCGGGCUGCCAGUCAAGGGCAGUGUCCACUGCUGGGGACGGUCAGUGUAAAAGGCCAGCAGCCGGUGUCACAUAGCGGGAGUCUGCGUAACUCUGAGUGGUUUUCUUUUUGGCGUGGGGAACUGAUCAGGAAGAUUUCUUUUCCUGCUUAACUCAAUCUGAACCAAGGAUUGCUGUCUCCUCUUUGCCUUCCCAUCUGUGUGACAUCUCUCCCACCCCCACCCCAGCCAAUUCCUCCAACCACCAAAAAAAAAAAAUUUUUUUUUUUAAAGUUAAACAAAAACCCUAUUCUGCCCGGGUCUGGGUUUUUGCCUCCCCUUACUUCCACUUCCAACCCCCACCCAUGAUGUCCUCCUUUAGAGUUACAGAAAUAAUAAAGAACAUCUCAUAGCCACAGUCAUAAGAGAAACUGAUAGACAUUAUUUUUUUUUCUUUUUUAAAAUGACUUAAGAACCCUGAAAUACAUGUAGAUGACACAGUAGAGAUAGCUUUCCGGCCAGACUUUUGCGAAGGAGUUGUUUUUUCAGCUCGCAGCGCACCUUGCCAUGGGACAGGCUCACUGGGGAGCUACUUCCGGAAAGCCCCCUGCACGUGCGCAAUGCAGGCCGCUGCUGGGAGCCUCUUUGAGAACGCAGCCACGGAGCCCAUGUGUGCCCCUCUGCUUGCGCAGCGUCCCCUCCAGCGAGCCUCACCCAUCUAAGCCAGCAGGUUUGGACACUCAGUCUCAUGCCCUGCCCCUUUCCCUACAUUUUUCCUUUUAUUUUUCCUUAAAAACAAACAAAAAAAGUUCUGUAUGUUAUUAACAGAAAUUCCUCUUUGGUGUGGCUUGACUGUAUUUCAGAGGGUCAUCAGAUCGUGAGGUUGCUUCCCGGAACCAUUUUUGUGCUGUUGUUUUAAAAAAUAAUAAUUUAAAAAGUUGGCGUUAAUAAAAAUGUCAAUGUGAA
This is a messenger RNA of Ochotona curzoniae (black-lipped pika), 4275 nucleotides long. RefSeq names its product aminopeptidase puromycin sensitive (gene NPEPPS). The coding region runs from base 637 to 2931 and encodes 764 amino acids. Gene Ontology annotation, molecular function: metalloaminopeptidase activity; peptide binding; zinc ion binding. The transcript has 21 exons. Gene Ontology annotation, cellular component: cytoplasm. Gene Ontology annotation, biological process: proteolysis; peptide catabolic process. NCBI's taxonomy places the organism in Eukaryota, Metazoa, Chordata, Mammalia, Lagomorpha, Ochotonidae. The record is from RefSeq and is a predicted model, not a curated record.